AGGAGGAGAGAGGCUGUAUUCUGGAGAAGGGCCGGGCCGCCAUUAUUGGGAAGCUGUAAAAAAAUACACUUACACACUGUCAUACAUUUGGACAGUCUGGGAAGUGAUACUCAUAGGAAACACAACAUUUAGGGUUGCUAUUAUUAAAUGAGCACUGCGCAUCACAUAACACGGCAUAUUCUGUGUACGCGUAUGGGCAGACGUGUAUAUUGGACACAACAAAGGAAAUAACAAUUGGUCAAAACAACGUGGUGAACCAAGAGGCAAACACAACGACUCAAGCCUUUCUAACGCCCCCUCUUUCCUAACGCGAACAUUCAGCGGACAAGAAACUGAAGUUCUACUGCAUUUCUCCGAGAUAAUUUAGAUAAUUGUGUUGUGUGCAAAUGGAAGAGGAGGAACUAGACAUGCAGAUGGUACCGAAAACUUAAUACUCUACUUGUGAAAAUUGAGACUUGAUUUCAGGGGAAAGAAAUAUACCAAGUGUCCAAAAGGGAAAUAUAUAGAUUUAUGUGACUGUUAGAGGAGUAGAAUUUCCCCUCUUUCCUAAUCAUAUUCUCGAGACGUUGGGAUUGCUGUUUUUGCGAGUUGCGACGGAGGACAUUGGAGAGAAAGGAGUGAACGAGAGAAGAGGGAGGAAUGCUAUGAGUCGGACCCAAGGCCAGUAAGAAUCUUUGCAUGGAAAGACCGUCCUGCAGCCUCCUCCCUAGAGCUUGUGGGCAUGGCAGGAUGAGUGUCUGCGUUCGACGAUGAUGGCAAAAAAGCAAGAUGCAAAGGCGCCCACCUACAACCUGGUCGUGGUGGGCCUGUCCGGCACAGAGAAAGAGAAGGGGCAGUGUGGUGUGGGCAAGUCCUGCCUGUGCAACCGCUUCGUCCGUCCCAGCGCAGACGACUUUUACCUGGACCACACCUCCGUGCUAAGCACCAGCGACUUCGGAGGACGCGUGGUGAACAAUGACCACUUCCUGUUCUGGGGGGAAACGGGGCGGGUGCUGGAGGAGGGGCCGGAGUGCAGGAUGCAUGUGGUGGAACAGACAGAGUUCAUUGAUGACCAGACGUUCCAGCCGCACCGUUCCACAGCCCUCCAGCCCUACAUCAAGAGGGCAGCUUCCAACAAGCUGGCCUCGGCAGAAAAGCUGAUGUACUUCUGCACAGACCAGCUUGGGCUGGAGCAGGACUUUGAGCAGAAGCAGAUGCCUGAGGGGAAGCUGAUGGUGGAUGGCUUCCUCCUCUGUGUGGACGUCAGCAGGGGCAUGAACCGCAACUUUGACGAACAGAUGAAGUUCAUCACUAAUCUCUACAACCAGCUAGCCAAGAACAAGAAGCCAGUGGUUCUGGUGCUCACCAAGUGCGAUGAGGGGGUGGAGCGCUACAUCAAGGACUCGCACACCUUUGCCCUGGCCAAGAAGAACCUCCAGGUGGUGGAGACGUCAGCACGCUCCAACGUCAACGUAGACCUGGCCUUCCUCACCCUGGUGCAGCUGAUAGACAAGGGCCGGGGCAAACCCAAGAUCAUCCCCUACUUUGAGGCCCUGAAGCAGCAGAGCCAGCAGAUCGCCUCGGCUAAAGACCACUACGAAUGGCAGGUCAGCCGCAUCGUGAAGAACCACAAUGAGACGUGGCCCAACAUAAACCGGCGCAUGCAGACCUCCCCAGAGUACAAGGAGUAUGUCUUCCUGGAGGGCACGGCCAAAGCCAAGAAGCUCUUCCAGCAGCACGUCCACAGGCUCAAACAGGAGCACAUUGAGCGAAGGCGGAAGGUCUAUCUCAGCACCCUGCCUCAGGCACUGGUUUCCCUAGUCCCUGAGCUGGAUGAAAUCGACCACCUGAGCUGGUCCGGGGUCCAGAAGGUUCUGGAGACCAAGCGGGACUUCUCCCAAUGGUUCGUUGUGUUGGACGACACCCCCUGGGAGACCACGCCACACAUAGACAACAUGGAGGACGAGAGGAUUCCAGAGGAUCUCCUGGAGACCCCUGUGGCCGAGACGAUUUAUGAGAGCCACCUGGAGCACUUGAGAAACGAGCGCAAAAAGGCGGAGAUGAGGUGGGAGUUCAAGGAGAAGCUCAGUGCCUCUCCCUUUAUCACAGCAGGCAAGCCCUGGGAGGAGGCACGCAGCUUCAUCAUGAAUGAAGACUUCUACCAGUGGCUCGAGGAACAAGAGUACCUAGACAUCUACAACAGACACCAGAAGGAGAUCAUCGACCGAGCCAAGGAGGACUUCCAGGAGCUGCUGCUGGAGUACUCAGAGCUCUUCUAUGAGCUGGAGGUAGACGCCAAGCCCAGUAAGGAGAAGAUGGGGGCCAUCCAGGAGGUGUUGGGGGAGGAGCAGAGGUUCAAGGCCCUGCAGAAGUUACAGGCAGAGAGGGACGCUUUGGUUCUCAAGCAUAUCCACUUUGUCUACCACCCCACCAAGGAGACCUGCCCAAAUAGCCCCCACUGUGUGGACUGUAAGAUCGAACAGGUUCUAGCCUCCAAGUUCCCCACACGAUACUCCUUCUUUGAUAGCCAUAAACCGGGUGACGGGAAUGCAGAUCGGAUUAACCUGGUCAUUCUGGGUAAAGACGGCCUGGGUAGAGAACUGGCCAAUGAGAUCAGGGCUUUGUGCACUAAUGACGACCGGUACGUGCUGGAUGGGAAAAUGUAUGAGUUGUCCCUCCGGCCCAUAGAGGGCAACGUUCGGCUGCCGGUCAAUUCCUUCCACACGCCUACCUUCACCCCCCAUGGCGUCCUGUGUCUCUACAACUCUAAGGAGUCACUAUCCUACAUUGUGGAGAGCAUUGAAAAGCUCAGAGAGUCCACGCUAGGCCGAAGGGAAAACAGUCUAUUUCAGCUGCCCAUGAACCUGCUCCUAGUCACCAAACGGGGAGUAGGGUCCGUCAGGGACAUUGGGGGGGAGACUGCCCACACACUUAUCCUCCAGGGGCAGCAGGUGGCUGGGAAGCUACAGUGUGGUUAUCUAGACCCCGCCUCCCCUGGGGUGGGCUAUGGACGCAAUGUGAACGAAAAGCAGAUCAACCAGGUGUUAAAAGGUCUGUUAGAAUGCCGUAGGCCCCCUGGGAGCAUAGGCAGCAGCUCCCCUCCUUUACCCCCUUCCUUCAGAGACUCUCACUCCCAGCCCAUCCCCGAGACAGACCUGCGGAUAGUCAUGUGCCUGAUGUGUGGGGACGAUUAUGACGUGGAGCAGCUCCUCUCGCCUCUCCUGCUACCCCAGCACUGUCGGCCGGCCUCCAGCCUGAGCAGUGGCACGUCCGUGCUCCUAGAGCUCACGGUGGGGGCUCAGAGGCACACCAUAGACCUCUCCCUGCUCUCCUUCCACUCCUCAUUUGCCCUACGGAAGAGCCGGCUGGUGCACGGCUACAUCGCCGUGUAUUCGGCCAGGCGCAAGGCAUCCAUGGAGACCUUGUGUGCGUUCCUGUGCGAGGUGCAGGACAUCAUCCCCGUGCAGCUGCUGGCGGUGGGGGAGAGUCAGGCUGAGCUGUCGGACUCUGAAGUGGCCAGGGAGCAGGUGAGCCAGGGGGAGGAGCUGGCCCGGGAGAUCGAGGCCAGGUUUAACACAGUAGUGUGUGGGCCUGGAGGGGUGGUGGGAGGCCUGCACAGGAUAGACCUCUUCCAGCCCUUCCUGAAGGAGGUUGUGGAGAAACGCACCAUAGUGGAGGCCACACACAUGUACGAUAAUGUAGCAGAGGCCUGCACCACUGAGAGCAUGAGCCCGGCCCGCUGCAAUUCCCCCAGCCCCAUCAACACCCUGCUAGACUCUGAGGAGGAUGUGGAGCCCUCGCCCCCCUACCCCGAUGGUACACCCACCUCCCACCUGGGGGGUUUCAAGCUCCCUGACCUGGAGUCCAGCGACGCCUUCUCAGUCAUCUCCGAGAUCAGCACCUUCGAGAGCAAGCUCAACAACAAGGUGCCCCCGCAGGUACGGCCCAAGCCCCCUGUACGGAAAGUCAACCUGGGGCCCUACAUGGACCAGCAAGGGACCAACCGCCGCUCUUUACCGCCUGCUGUCACCUGGGCGCCGGGCAGCGACGGUGGCUACGACCCCUCGGACUACGCCGAACCCGUGGAUGCCGUGAUCAAACAGCGGCCCACGGAGGAGGAGAGCAUCUACUCGGUGCCCCACGACAGCACUCAGGGCAAGAUCAUAACCAUCCGCAACGCCAACAAGCAUUCUAACGGCGGGGGCAAUGGCUCGGAUAGCGAGGCUGACAGCAGCUCCCUGGAGCGGAGGCGGAAGAUGUCUGCUCUGGGGGUGAAGCCGCGGCUGUACCGCGACCGCUCGAAACGCCUGGGCAAGUUCAGCAGCUUCCGCACUAGCUUCUCUAUCGGCAGUGACGACGAGCUGGGGCCACCCAAGGCACCAGAGGAGCUGGGCGGGGCGCACAAGGGGGACAACUCUAUUAACGAGGAGGGUGAGGACCCCAAGAGGAGGAACAUCCUCAGGAGCCUGCGCAGAAACACCAAGAAACCGCGGCCCAAGCCCAGGCACUCUGUAUCCAAAGUAGAAAGCAACUACUUUGGCGUGCCAUUGGCCAACGUGGUGACACCUGACCGACCCAUCCCGCUCUUCAUCGACAAGUGCAUCCGAUAUAUUGAGGCAACAGGUAUCACUACUGAAGGGAUCUACAGGGUGAGUGGGAACAAGUCAGAAAUGGAGAGCAUGCAGAGGCAGUUUGACCAGGACCAUAACCUGGACCUGGUGGAGAAGGACUUCACCAUCAACACGGUGGCCGGGGCCAUGAAGGCCUUCUUCUCUGAGCUUCCUGAACCCCUGGUGCCCUACAGCCAUCAGAUUGAACUGGUGGAGGCCUUCAAGCUCAACGACAGGGAUCAGCGGGUUCACGCCAUGAAGGACAUCCUGCGCCGUUUCCCCAGGGAAAACUAUGACGUCUUCAAAUACGUCAUCAAUCACUUGAACAAGGUGAGCCAGAAUAACCGUUUGAACCUGAUGACCAGUGAGAACCUGUCCAUCUGUUUCUGGCCCACUCUGAUGCGGCCCGACUUCACCACCAUGGACGCCCUGACGGCCACGCGGACCUACCAGACAAUCAUCGAGUCCUUCAUCCACCAGUGUGCUUUCUUCUUCUACAAUCAGCCCCUGUCUGACACCCCAAGCGGGCACGCCUCCCCCACCGCCACCCUCUCCUCCCACGGGGGAACCUCGGCCUACUCCUCCUUGGCCUACAGCUCUCCGUCCCUCACACCCUCCCCGGCCCCUUAUGUUAUGCCCGCCACACCGCCCGUCAUCCCCCACUACGGGCCGCCCCAUACCCAGAUGUCCCCGCCACACACCCCCCAGUCCCCCAUCCAGGCCCUGCUGCCCCCUGCACCCCCAUCACCCCCCACGGAACAACACAUGCUGUGAGCCAGGGAUGGAAGGAAAUAAAGAGAUUAGCGGGGGGGGAGAUGCAAAGAGUUUGAGAUUCAGAGGGAGGUAUGAGCGGGGGUGGAGAACGUUAGGAGAGUGAGUUUUAGGGACAGGGAGAGAAGAUGAGCAGGUGAGUGAGAUGCAGUACAUAUAGGGAAAAACUGUUGGGAGAGGGGGUUAUCCAACCCCCAUUGCGUUUAAAGAUAUACACACACACAUGACUCAGGGGGGGGUGGGAAAGAGAAACUUUUGAGCCACAAGAGCCACGACUUGUCCUCCCAUACCACUGUAGUCUCUUGACUCUUCUCUCUUCUCUACCACUUCUUCUGCCCCCUUCUCCACUGCCUUAGAGAGUACCUCCCCCUCCAACACACACUCUGCUGCCCUCCCACUGGAGCCUCGCCCGGGACACCCCUGUGUCGCCAGCCCGUGUCAUUUGGGCUCAGUGAGGGAGUAACACCCAGGGAAACACCAAGUGUCAUAUCCCUCCCCGAACAUUUUUAAAAAACUGCAGAACUUCUGACCGUAGCUAGGCAGGGUAUCUUUGGGGAAGUGUGGGAAGAACAUGAACUAUAUGGACCUUCUAGCUGGACUCUAAAACCACUCCCCAGUGCCCCACCUUCCUCACCUCACCACCACUCACCGCGAUGGGGCUGUGGAUUUCCAGCGACUGCCCUGUCACCCCCAGGUUGAUCCUGGGUCAAUGUGGAGGGAGGACCUAACCAGUAGCUUCUCAGCGUUUAUUUGACCAUUGUUACCAGGAAAUGGACUAGAGGCAGGCUUCGCCUCUCCCACAUGGACUAGCUUCCACUUCAAUAGACUCAUUCCUAAACCCCCACCUCCUCCGCUUCAGUGUCCAUUACAACCAGCGAUAACGCCAAGAACAAAAGUCUCAACUGACUGGAUCUGCAGGGAGGCUGGAGCACGGAACUUUGGGUGCUCUCACACCCUCGGCAUCUUGGGAGACCUCCUCCGUUCCUUUCUGUCUUCUCUGACCCCAUGCCCCCGAGCCUCCAGGCAACGCUGGAAGACUGUUGUUUUUCCUUUGAUUAAAGAGGAUAUCUUUACUCCCAUUUCUUUCCGGAUGUUUAAUGUUGUUCCACCCUUCCUUUCUCUUUCCCCCCUAUGCUUCCAUUUAGAUUGUCAAACUGUGGAUCAGUUUUGGAGAGUGUUCCUGUUGAUGACUGACCGAUCAGAAUGCACCUCUCACACAGCAAGUCCCUCCUGUCAGAUGUCCAUGCUCACUUCUCAUUGGCCCUUCUGCUUUCUGUGAAGGGCGGGAAUAACUGGCAGGGAGAAUUAGGAUAGAUGAGGAAGGGGUGGGAUUCAGGGAUGCACUUUAUGGGACUCUGGACUCUGAAAAGCAUCUAGGGCUCUUCGACACGGAAUGCAGAGAGGAACAGCCAUAACGAUUCCCUUAAGGAUCCCAGGAGGCAUUGGGAAGUGGUGGCAGGGAAUUCCCUCUUCCUCCUGUUACCCAUGAGGGGUUUGGAAGCCUGGAGAGACAUGGGAGCAUGUGUGUGUGUGUGUGUGUGUGUGUGUGUGUGUGUGUGUGUGUGUGUGUGUGUGUGUGUGUGUGUGUGUGUGUGUGUGUGUGUGUGUGUGUGUGUGUGUGUGUGUGUGUGUGUGUGUGUGUGUGUGCGCGCGUGCGUGCACAUGCUUCUAAUAUGGUAGAGAGCGGGAGAAUCAUUAGUGUAGAGCUCUCUGAAGUUUAUUGAGAUUGAGAGAGUGCAGAGCACUUUUGGGAGUCUCUUUAGUGAGAAGUGCGACAACACUUUCUCACCAUGUCUAAUGCGUUGUGAAGUCAUGGAGCCACCUCUCUGAGAACACACCAUUGCCAUCUGGUGGACAACAUAGUUACUGCAGCUAUGACCUCACCCACCACUGCAUGGGCGGGACACUAUCCCCCCCUCCUUGUGUGUAACAGAUCUUUCUACAUGCACAAUCCCCCAUAUUUAUCUGUUGAAUAUCAAGUCAAAUGGACAUAUUGAGCCCAAUAGGAAUUCUUUGUAUAUAACAUGGAUGGAGAGUCUAUACGAUGAAAGCCAUUUGAACUGCAUUGAGAUUAGUCUGUGGGUGAUCAUAUCUGUUGUGUUGCUAGGCAGCCAGCACUUUGAUACAGAUAUAUACUCUCCAGAGUGCGGUGUUGAGGAAGUGUAUGACAGCAUAGAUGUUCGUGUCAGCUGUCCAUGAUGCAUACAGUCCAGUGACUAGUCUAGUGUCCAGCUGUGCAACUGCUAGUUGGCAGUACUUGGUGAUGUGUAGUCAUGUGUUUUUGUACUGAGGCUGGCUCGGGAUAGCUAAUCACAUCCAUUCAGCUGAGUGUGACAGGGAUGCACACGAAGGAAAGGAGAUGAGGAAGCAAGUUUAGAGUAUUGAAACGCAGCCAUUGGUGUUGAUAGUCCCUCAGUGCCAUCCUAUGUUUAUUGGGAUCCCACUUCCUGGUUGGCACCGCUUGGUAUCCCUGCCCCCUUUUGACACGGCUCCGUUCCCUGGUCCAGAGAGACUCUCCGGGAUGGAGCAGAACAGACAGUCUAUUCAUCUGUGUUGAUGACUGCGGAAUUCCAUGGUUCUGUCUGUGGUUGUCAUAGAAACCUGUUUGAUCGUUAGUGUGUGUGUGUGUGUGUGUGUGUGUGUGUGUGUGUGUGUGUGUGUGUGUGUGUGUGUGUGUGUGUGUGUGUGUGUGUGUGUGUGUGUGUGUGUGUGUGUGUGUGUGUGUGUGUGUGUGUGUGUGUGUGUGUGUGUCCGCACACAUUAGAAAGAGUGAAACCAAGGUCAUGUAAUUUGUUUCAUUUUGACCCUCGGCUUUACACACUCAUGCCUGUCUCCACGUCUCUCCAGUUCCCAUCGUCUUGACUGACAGGCCUCCCUGCCAAUCACUGAAGUUAUACCCUGACGACGACCCAAUGAUCUCCCGUCAGUAUACACAGUAUACACAACCUAUAUGACAUGUUGGUGUGUCUGUGUUAAGGACUGAUGUCAUUUGAGCUGUCAGUAGUAGCCAGACGUCAGUGUAACUCGACCCUAAACAAAGACCACGUGGCUUACAGUGGAGACUGCAUUUCUCCUCACGGUCAUUACCCCCACUUAAUGUGACCUGGAGCUGAACACAGUUAUCCCCUUAGCUAGCUGUAGGUUCACUUUUCACAGAUGGAGAGUGAGAGAGGGAGAGAGACCGAGAGCGAGAGAGAUGUGAAUGGGAUCAUUAUUUGGGAGAUGGAGGGGGGGGGGACUUUGGUACUUUUGAAUGCCGGUCAGUGGCAUUCCCUGUGUAUAUCAAUGUGUUAAUACUGAACAGACUGUGAGGCAGCCAAAGACUGUGCAAAAAAAGGGUGGGGGAGAGAGGAGGCAAAGCGACAAAUGGAGGCUAAAAAAACAAUGGUAAUUAAAAAUGUGACGUUUGUUCUGCGAUCUUGUGGCUCCGUCGCUUUUCUUUUCUUCUAUUCUUUGCAACAAUGGUGACAGGUGGUCUGUUAAGUUAAAAAUGAGAAACAAGCAAACUAUAUUCAAAUGGUUGUUUAUCUGUAUGUUAGGGGGUCUAACACUUUGCCCUUUAGUCAAUGGUGAUAGAAUUGUUUUUCUUUUUUUCUUUUAAUAAUAAAAAUAAAUAAAAAAUAAACGUUUUUUUAAAACAAUUUUGUGAAUGGUGAAGAGACCAGCCCAGUAUAGUGCAUGAUUUUUUGCCCAGGCAAGGGAGGGGGCUCGACCACUCUCAGUAUUUAAAGACAAGAAGAUUAAAAAAAUGAAAUGAUGGAGAAAAAAAUUUAACCUGUAAAAAAGAUUGGAGAGAAAAAAGUACAAAAAUAAACAGAAAAAAUGCUGUCAUUA
Messenger RNA from Oncorhynchus gorbuscha (pink salmon), 9194 nucleotides. It is a transcript of the gene arhgap35a, whose product is annotated as Rho GTPase activating protein 35a. Gene Ontology annotation, molecular function: GTPase activity; GTP binding. NCBI's taxonomy places the organism in Eukaryota, Metazoa, Chordata, Actinopteri, Salmoniformes, Salmonidae. Bases 750 to 5363 code for a protein of 1537 amino acids. Gene Ontology annotation, biological process: signal transduction. The record is from RefSeq and is a predicted model, not a curated record. The transcript has 7 exons.